AUGGUUACUUUUGCAGAUAUCAGCAAGUCCCGGAAGGCUACCCCAGAAGAUGCAUUUGAAGUGUUCGAUUCGCUUCCUCCUGCUUCAGUAGAAGACUUGGUUGGAUGGAAAUUGAAGGGUUACGAAGUUAUUACAGGUCACCCAUUAGAAGGUUUGUUGUCUGCCAAUGGUUGGUUUGGCAAAGAAUUCUAUGACGCUAACAAUGGACAACCUUUAUUGAUCUACAACAGUGACAAAGACGACGGAGAAGACGUUUAUGCCUGUGAUCCUCUUGCAUUAUUCGAAAGUCUUAAUCAAGGCAAACCUAUUAGAGGCAAUGCCUCAUUGAAGGCGGAAGCAUCAAGAUGCAGAUUGAAGACCAUUGUCUUCAGAGGUGCAACUACGGUUUCUAUGUUCUAUGACCAAGUUCCAAUCAACGACACUUUCAAGAAGGUGGAUGAAAAUACAUUCUUUGGCUACAUGGACCACAAGGACGCUCCCCUUCCUUAUUUCUUCGUUUUGGAAAAGCAUUCCAAGCUUUCUUGA
Molecule: messenger RNA, 525 nt
Organism: Scheffersomyces stipitis CBS 6054
Lineage: Eukaryota; Fungi; Ascomycota; Pichiomycetes; Serinales; Debaryomycetaceae
Product: DUF4334 domain-containing protein
Exons: 1
Coding region: 1-525 (174 amino acids)
Source: RefSeq, a predicted model, not a curated record